Molecule: messenger RNA, 1506 nt
Organism: Kuraishia capsulata CBS 1993
Lineage: Eukaryota; Fungi; Ascomycota; Pichiomycetes; Pichiales; Pichiaceae
Exons: 1
Coding region: 1-1506 (501 amino acids)
Cellular component (GO): nucleus; cytosol
Molecular function (GO): protein serine/threonine phosphatase activity; protein binding
Source: RefSeq, a predicted model, not a curated record
AUGAGCGACAACACAGCUGUUGCCAACGAGCUUAAAGACAAAGGAAAUCUCGAACUCAAAAAUAACAGAUAUGAUGAUGCUAUCAAGUACUAUACUGAGGCCAUAGCGCUGGUGCAAAGUGCUAUCUAUUACUCCAACCGAGCCCAGGCCCACAUAAAGUCCGAGAACUACGGACUGGCCAUAGCUGAUGCCACCAAGGCCAUCGAGAUAGAUCCAGCUUAUUUGAAGGCAUACUAUCGUCGAGCUGUUGCAGAGAGUGCAAUUUUGGAAUAUAAGAAGUCUCUGGCUGAUGUGAAGAAGGUGUUGGCUAGAGCCCCAAAAGACCCCAGCUGUCUCAAGCUUCACCAAGACUUGACCAAAGUUUUAAAGACGAUCGCGUUCGAAAAUGCCAUUGCCGUUAACGAAAAACAAUCACCUAUAGCUGAACUUGAUUUCGACUCAAUGAUCAUAGAAGCUGGCUACAAGGGCCCCGAAUUGCAGAUACAGGUGGACAAGGCCACCAAGGCUGUGUCUACAGAUCUCGAUCUGAAGUACGUCGGCGAAAUGGUGGAAUUGUUCAAAGAAGGUGGGAAAAUACCCAAGAAACACGCAUUUGCCAUUGUGUGUGUUGCCAAUCAAAUAUUCAAGCAGGAGAAGUCAUUGGUGGAGAUUGGUCUCAAGAGAUCAAAGACUGCUGCUUCUGGUGAACUCCAGCUGGAAGGAUGCGAAACCAUCACCAUAUGUGGAGACACUCAUGGACAGUUCUACGAUGUCUUGAAUAUCUUUAGCACUUUUGGAGACACUGGUCCUAAUCACACUUAUCUCUUCAACGGAGAUUUUGUCGAUAGAGGCAGUUGGUCGUGUGAAGUUGCUCUUCUGUUCUACUGUUUCAAGAUCUUGUAUCCCCAGAAUUUCUACAUGAACAGAGGAAAUCACGAGACUAACGACAUGAACCAGGUGUAUGGAUUUGCAGACGAAUGCAAGGCCAAGUACAGCCACAAGUUAUUCCUGUGUUUUUCCGAGAGUUUCAACGCUCUUCCGUAUGCCACUUUGAUUGGCCAGGAGUAUCUCGUUAUGCAUGGUGGUCUUUUCAGCGAUGACAACAUCAAGGUGGACGAUAUCCGCAAAAUUGACAGGCUCAAGAACAAACAGCCUCCCAAACAGGGAAUUGAGAUGGAGCUUUUGUGGACUGACCCUCAACCAGAAGAAGGACGGUCUGCCUCCAAGCGUGGAAUUGGAAUGCAAUUCGGCCCAGAUGUCACUGCCAAGUUCUGUGAACAAAAUGAUCUGAAAGCAAUCAUCAGAUCGCACGAGGUUCGAAUGGGAGGCUAUGAGCUGGAACACAACGGAAAGCUGAUCACCGUGUUCAGCGCACCAAAUUACUGUGAUUCUCAGCACAAUCUAGGAGCUGUAAUCAAUCUGAAGACCAACUCCGAUGGAGAGUAUGAUUUGGACUUCAAGACCUUCAAAGAGGUUCCACAUCCAAAUAUCGGGCCUAUGGCUUACACAAGAAACAUGGGAUUCUGA